Molecule: messenger RNA, 3598 nt
Organism: Cololabis saira (Pacific saury)
Lineage: Eukaryota; Metazoa; Chordata; Actinopteri; Beloniformes; Belonidae
Gene: tmem184ba
Product: transmembrane protein 184ba
Exons: 9
Coding region: 327-1607 (426 amino acids)
Biological process (GO): transport
Molecular function (GO): transporter activity
Source: RefSeq, a predicted model, not a curated record
GGGCGUGGCCAGCGGGAUCUGCCAUUAAUCCGACGGGGAUCUGUGCUGAAGCCACAAAGACUUGCCAGCGAAAAGAUCCAGAAAUAACACCUAAAAUGGAUAUACAGAAGCAAUAAAAGUAGAGAAAAGAGGUCGAAUAACAUGAGAGGUAAACUUUAGAGAGGAGUUUGUUUUUUCGGGGGGCGCUGAAGGUGAACGGUGUGUGGUUGGGGAUCAACAUGGAUGUCCCGCUGCGCCUGUGAGGACUUCAGGCCGUCUCUGUUUCUGCUGGAAAAGUCUCACUGGAGGAGCAGAGGGGGGUUUUCAAACAAGGGCCAAGUCGCCAGAUGUUCAGCCGGUGGAGGCGAGACGUACCGCUGUCCGAGAGGCUGGGUGAAGACUCUCCACUUGUUGGGGCUCCUGGCCUCCCACUGACCACAGUCCUCAUGGGGCCCAACAUAUCCUGGCUCCCGGAGGCCCCGCUGCUGGGCCCGGACCAGCCCACCUUCCUGAUGGCCCCAGCAGCGCAGGCUGUGUCCGGCUUCUUCGUCUGGACCGCGCUCAUCCUCACCUGUCACCAGAUCUACAUGCACCUACGUUUCUACAGCUCCCCGAGGGAGCAGCGCCACAUUGUCCGCAUCCUCUUCAUCGUUCCCAUCUAUGCCUUCGACUCCUGGCUCAGCCUUCUCUUCUUCACCAAUGACCAGUACUACGUGUACUUUGACACCGUCAGGGACUGUUACGAGGCUUUUGUAAUUUACAACUUCCUCAGUCUGUGCUACGAGUAUCUGGGAGGAGAGAGCGCCAUCAUGGCGGAGAUCCGCGGGAAACCAAUCGAGUCCAGUUGUCUGUACGGUACCUGCUGCUUGAGGGGAAAGGCUUACUCCAUUGGCUUCCUGAGGUUUUGCAAGCAGGCCACGCUGCAGUUCUGCGUGGUCAAACCCCUCAUGGCCAUCAUCACUGUGAUCCUGCAGGCCUACGGCAAAUAUAAAGACGGAGAUUUCAAUGUUGCCAGCGGAUACCUGUACGUGACCAUCAUCUACAACAUCUCGGUCAGCUUGUCUCUGUACGCUCUCUUCCUCUUCUACUUCUCCACCCGGGACCUGCUCAGCCCUUACCGCCCCAUGCUCAAGUUCUUCAUGGUCAAGUCCGUCAUCUUCCUCUCCUUUUGGCAAGGAAUGCUGCUGGCGAUCCUGGAGAAGUGCGGGGCCAUCCCUCAGAUUAACUCGCCAAAGGUGUCUGUCGGCGAGGGGACCGUUGCCGCUGGUUACCAGAACUUUAUUAUUUGCAUAGAGAUGUUUUUUGCGGCACUGGCGCUGCGACACGCCUUCACGUACAAGGUCUACAUGGAUAAAAGUCUCGAUUCCCGAGGACCAGUUCCUACAUACGGAGAGUUCGGCCGCUGCGCCCCGAUGAAAAGCAUCUCCAGCAGCCUGAAGGAGACGAUGAACCCCGGUGACAUGGUCCAGGACGCCAUCCAUAACUUCUCCCCGGCCUACCAGCAGUACACGCAGCAGUCCACGCUGGAGCAGGGGGUGCCGCCGGCGCUCUUUCGGACCAACAGUACCGUCGGCGCCCGCGGCGACACGGAGAAAACCCUUCUGCUCACCUCAGAUGAUGAAUUCUGAGCGAGCGCUCCUCUUCCUGCUGCUGAAUUCAUUCAUUCAGACUGAUAUUUCAACAGUAAAUGGUACCCAAUCCAGCCAGUGAGACGGAUUAUGAUUGUGUUUUUUUUUUUUUUGGUUACUGAUCAUAAAUGCAAAAGCCUUCCUACAUAUACACUUCUGCAUCCACACAACCCAAACACCUCAUUUGUGAGGAACACUUGACACUAAUUUGAUGUCAAACUUGGAAAAGUUUGAGUCACACUCAUACGUUAUGAAUCAUGCUUGACAUUCAGAGCAACGUUUUUUGGCUUGAACACAAGCUUAUUUUUAUAUUUUGGUUGAGUCAUCCUUCCUUCGCCCUGAUCUGUGUCUCGGUGGCCGCGGGUUCAUCCUAAGCUGAUGCCAUGUUUUAUUCUGCUAUUUAUUUGCUUAAUGUGUAUGACUUCAUAAAGCAACACGAGGCAAAAGCAUGAAUGUAAGGCUUAUUUUGAUUUGAUCAGUUUGGCCUGCCAGAACUGUCCAUGACUGCUGUGGCAGUCCUGCACUACAGUCGUAUAAGUGUGGUUAAAAAUGCACGGGGAAUAAGAAUUAAUGAGUGAGCUGGAACGACGAUGAUGGGGUGCCCCUUGCUGGGCCGUCUGUCAGAAACAUGUGCGAAUGUCACUUGCAGUUUAUGGAUUAUGCAGUUCAACCGCUUCAGUCAGGCCAGGAGUGAAGAGCCAGUCGGGAUUACAGUUGUGUAACUGGGGCGUUAUUUGAAUUGCUGGGAUUAAAGCUUACGCUGGUUCGCUCUGGCCGCGGAGGCGGACAUUGUGCAGGCCACAAUGUAGGUUAAAAGGAUCGAGGGGAGAACCAAUAGAGGAAUCUGGGUCAAAGCUCAGCCUGCUCCUUUUAAUCAAACUUGAAAGCAUUUUUUUUUCUUUCUUCUUUCUGGUAUCCCAAAUGCCAGAGCGGGAAAUGACUGGAGUGAUGAGUCACCAGUUGCUGGUUGGCUGCGUUUCGUGACCACGGCAUGAACGGUAUUCUUUGGCUGCCUGCACCGAUGUUGGUUAAAUCACAUCCAGUGAUUUCAAGUUGACCCCAAAUCUGAUUCAUUUACCAAAACACACCCACUGAAACACUGAAAUAACCACUCUCUCUUUUUAUGUAAUGCAAAAUACACAUUUCUGACUGACUUUUGAACACGUUUCAGAAAAGAAUCCCUCCAUAAGAGUAAAGGUCAGUCAACAGUCUAAAUCAAAAACGUAUAAUGCAAAGACUUGUUGUUUUUGUGUUUAUUUUGUUUCCACUAUCCCACACAGUCCUUUCCAUAUUUUGUUUAAAGUCAUAAUUGGAGUUCUUGAGUCAUCUCUGACUCAUGACAAACAUGCCAACGCGCUUACUUGUAAUAACUUUCACUGCUUUGCUGUGUUGUAUUUUGGACACUGGGGGGCGUACACAGAGUCCCAGAGCAGACGUGCCCCCCGCCUCACAUCUAACACACAAUCCUUUGUCUUAGUCACAUUCUGCCGCUAAUCUUAUUAUCGUCUGGGUGUUUUCAUCAGAACAUAAGUGUGCCCUGUGUUUCCCCCGUUAACAAAAUGUUAGAAACAGCAGAGAGCUGCUGCCUAUUUUUAGACUUUCUACAAACCAGAUUAUCUUUAGUUACAGUUGAUUGGAUAUAUUAAAAAAGAGCUUUCAAUUCAAAUGAAACAGUAUCAUCUUCUGCAUUUACUGCACUUUGAAUGCCAAGACUCACUAAUGCACUCUUAUCUCCGUUCUGUGCUGCGAUGUUAUUCUGUGACGUGUGCGUGUGUGUGUGUGUGUAGACUAAUGUACAUAAAGUUUUAAGUGCUCUCUACAGGAAGCAUUUUUAAGGUGGGUUCAGAUGCGACAAUGAUGAAAGACUUUUGAUAUUUUUUAUUAUUAUUUUAAUAGAUUUUAGCUUCUAGUUAUUUGUUUAAGUUGCUCACAAUGCUACUAUUUCAGUGUCAAAUGGAUGGCCAGAGAAUUGAAAAUAAAAUAUAUUUAGU